GUUUAGAGCCAUUGGGCUUUGGACUUAGUGGCCCAAUUGAGAAUCAAUUGGGAGCCCAAACAACAUGCCCCCCAGACCCGGUCCAUUUAGAAUUAAAUGGGUGGGUUUCCAGCUGUCAGAAGUCCGAAAGUUCCCUCUCUUUUUUGAAAAGGGAUGAUUUGCAUUGAUGACAAGUGUUGGGAGUUGUAUUGUGCCGUGUAGAUCGUGGGUUGAGGAAGUUGAUGCGCCCCUUUUCUUUUCUAUAAAUACGGGGUGCAUUGCUCUUUUCGAACUUUUUACUCCUUCUUUCAAACCCUUUCUCUCUCUAAAUUCCGGCGAUCGCAGUGCGAUUUGUUUCUUCAGAUCUACGAAAUUCGGCCAACUUUGGACUUCGGGAACUUGUGCUGUUCGUUUUAUCGGCGAAUUCCGCUUCGGAAGAAGGUAAUUUGUUUCUGAAUUCUCCUUUUUUUCUUCGUUUUUCCUUCUACCCCUCAAUCUCAACCCUAGACCGAGAAUUCGCGGCCAUGGCAAAGAAUAGGGGCAAGAGCAAGUUCGUCGUUGGCUCCUCUAGUGAGAGGGAGAACGUGCCUUCGGGAAGGUUGCCGAAAACUUCGAGGGUUCGGCCUUCGGAGAGGCCAGUGGAGAGGCGUUCGACUGGUUGGGAUGCUUCGAAAGAUGAUGUUGUUGGCGGGUCUAGCGUGUCUGAACGCGCAACUUCUGGUAAAAAGGCUGGCUCUUCGGGUGUGCGCCGCUCCUACCCUGAGUUUCCAGUUCAUUGGACUGAAGCUGAUCCGCAGGGUAAGUAUGCCCCGAUUCUGCAUGAGACCACUAAGAUCGAUGGUCCCUUGGAAAAAUCGGUCAGUGGUGACUGGUUGGUGGAGGCGAAGCUGGGGCAUUACCAUCGGAGGGCCGAAGAGUUAUACGGAAUCCAGCACGCCUUGGGGUACUGGUGCGAGCUUCCCGACCAGGAGCGUCCUCGGGUGACUCAUCCGCCGAGGGGGUUCAUCUCUGUGUAUACUCAUCAUUUGGAGAACGGCCUCCGCUUUCCUUUGGAUCCCUUCAUAUCCGAGCUCCUGGUGUCGUAUAACAUCAGUUUGGCCCAGCUUACCCCCAAAUCUAUGAGGCACAUCAUCGGAUUUAGAUGGGUGUGCGAUUUUAUUAACUUUCCAUGCUCUGUUGCCGUGUUUCGGGAUCUGCACGAUCUGUCUUUCAACCAUGCUUCCAAGGGGGAUGGGUAUGGUUGGUGGACCAUUAUCAACAAAAGAUCCCGAAGAAAGGGGGAGCCGAACUAUAUUACGGCCUACCCUUACCUCAGCUCUGAUCAUAACUGGAAGACGGAGUGGUUGUUCGUUCGUGUGCCGACAGAUCCGAAGCAUCCACAUUUUUACCGCCCUCCGAAGUGGUUUGUGACUCCUGAUCCUGAUAUGCGAAGCGUGGCUGCUCCGGAUCGGAACCAUCACCACUACGUGGAUCUCCUCCAGUGGUUUUUGGCUCGGGAGGACAACUACAAAUUGCCGUCCAACUGGCUCCCGAACCUCAACUAUAUUUUGCGGGAGGACAUUCUUGCUGUUGCCGGUCUCAGCAGGAUUUUUGACAGGGAGUACGGCUUCAGCUGCGUUGAUCCUGUGGUCUUGGGUAUUUCUUUGGAUCUGAAGACCAUUCACGACUCGGCCCCUGAUUAUAAGUUCGGGAAGGAGAAUCCUCGUAAUCCUCGCUUGAAGGAUUACGUGCUGUCUCCGUCGGGUGUCGCUCGGAUAUCUGAAGUUCGAGCUGAUCCGUGGGAUUCUGCCUCUUCUCCCGAAGCUGUUCCAGUGAAAGUCGUGCUCCCUGAUUUGAGGACAACCUCGGAUCCGGGUCCUGGGACUGACGCUGUGCCGCGUGCCGUUCCUUCGGUUUCAUCUCCGGCUCGGAUAGAUAUCUCUUUAUCUAGGAACCGGGAUCAGCGCAAAAGGAAGAGCAGCACUCUUUUGAGGCCUUCUGCGCAUCCGAAGAAGGCGAAAGCUGAUCAGUCUUCGGAGAAGGAAGUGGUUUCGGAAGUCAUGCCUCCUCCCAAAAACCUCCUUCACUUCAUGCCCUUGCCCGGGCAGAAGUUGAAGAGUGUGGUGGUUGUGGAACCGCCUCCCGUGGACCAACCGCUGGCUGAGGAAGAUACCAUCCCUUCUCCGCUGAAGCCGUCUGCUGCUUUAGGGAUCGAGAUCCAGGAUAUAACCAAGGUGAUGGAGGCAAUUGAAGCCGACCUUGUUCCUGGCUCGGAUGUCCCUAUUGUGGCCGAGCAGAAGGAAGAAGCUGCUGACGUUUCUCUCGAAAGGGAGAAAAGUCCGGAUAAGGAGAUGGUGGAUCUCACCGAAGCUCACGUAGAGGUUCCCGAAGCUGAGAAGGAGGAACCCGAGCAGGGUCUGACGAGGAAGAGGCGUCAUUCGACCUUGGGCUCCACUUCGACCUCGGCCCUGGAUAGACUGAUCCACGCUGACCCUUGCUCGGAUGUUCCGCUGAAACGGAUCCCCGAGGAGGUAAGGGAAGCGAUGGCUCGCUAUGCCAGAGCUCCGGUUUUGGGGGAGAACCCCAUGGCUCACGUGGGAUCUUUGGUGGGUCCCGAAGCUGCACGGGAGAAUCUUCUUCGGGCCAACCCGCAGUGGAGGGUUCCUGGAGCUGAGGAGAGGAACCCAGCUAUGAUGGCCCAAUAUUAUCUGAAUGAGGCUGUUUUCUGGUCCUCGUUCGCUUCCGAGUGUAGCUCGGUUGAGGAAAGGCAGCUGAGGAGGUAUCAGGAGGCUUAUGCUCGUGAUAUCCCUGUCUUGGACCAGAAGGCUGGGCAGCUCAUGGCCGAGAUGGUGGACCUCAAGCAACUGUACCUUCAGUACAGUCGUGAGGCUAGGGAAGCGGCGGAACAGAUCGGGGCCGAAGUUGGGAGGCUCACUUUCCAAGUUGAAGAGGAUGCUGAAAAGAUAGCUUCCUUUGACAGGGAGAGGAGAGAAAUGGCUGCCAAGUUUGCGAGCGAACUUGAAGAAAAAGACAGUCUUCUCAAGGAGAUGACGUCUAAAUUUGAGGCGGCCAUUAAGCAGAGCCAGGAAGCGGAGGCGAGGCUUCAGCAGUUUAUCAAGCACCGGGAGAUUGUUCAGAAUCAAGCUGACAAGGUGCCCGUUCUCCAGCUGAAGAUCCGAGAGAAAGAUGCUGCCAUUCGGAAGUUGGAGCAAGAGAGAGUUGACCUCUACACUGCUGAUCAGUGUAGAGAGCAAUACUGGAAUGGCAUCCUGGGUGCUCGGCGGAUGUUCGCGAAGCACAUGCCUCAUUUCCCUUGGAAUGAGAAGGUUCCGCUCUGGAUGAGGGCCCAGGAUCACUUGGUGGAGUGCCAGGCCGAUCGAGACGAAGCUGAAGCUGAACGCCAAGCUGCUCUUGCAGAGGCUCGGGCCCAGAAGGCGGCUUCCGAAGGUGAUACUACUGCUGGGGGUUCUUCGAAGGAUGCUCCUCUGGGGGAUGCUCCUGAGACUCCCAAGAGCUAG
Spinacia oleracea (spinach) is the source of this 3476-nucleotide messenger RNA. RefSeq lists its product as uncharacterized. Lineage: Eukaryota; Viridiplantae; Streptophyta; Magnoliopsida; Caryophyllales; Amaranthaceae. Bases 504 to 3476 code for a protein of 990 amino acids. The record is from RefSeq and is a predicted model, not a curated record. The transcript has 6 exons.